UUUUUUCAAAUUAAAAAAAAAAAAACCAAAAAAAACAGGAUCCAUCACCAUCGGCACCGUGACGCCGACUAGCUUCUUUUUUCUUUACUUAUGCAUCGCUCCAAUUACGCUGCAAUCGUCUCUCUAUGCUUAUUACUUAUCUUUGACCGAGUCGCUGUUCCAUGUUCAGCGAUAAAUAUCAUCAACUCGACCGACACCGUGUUUUCCGACCCAUCAUCGUCGUCUGUGGCUCGUCCCGUAUUUUCAGCGGCCUCAUUCCCGGCUAUCCGUGUCGUACUGUCAUCCGGUCUUUCAUCUAUGCAUAACCGAUCAUUUCAUCCCACAUAUACCAUGCCACGCAGCUUGGCCCCUCCUUUUCAGGCAAAACCAUCUUUUUACGACUCUGGCCCGGCCAUUGCCUUUUUCAUUUUGAUUGCAGUCAGUGCGGCUCUAUUCUAAUCUAUCGGUUCAACAGGGAAAGUUUCGUCGCAAUCGGAUGGUACCAUUUUUUUUUUGCAAUUCUUUGAUUUUUCUUGCUUCAGCCACCCUUUUCUUUUUUUUUUCUGUUCCUCCUCUGACACAUCCAGAAAAAUAGCCACGUGAAAACUCACCCAAUUGGUUCUCCCUACAACAGCAUAUUCCCAUUUGCUUGUAUUUUCAUUCUCCACUGUUGAACAGCGGUCCUCAUAUUCUCAAUACAUGGUCACUCCUCUUUUAUUUUUAUUUUUUCCCAACCUCUUAUGAAAUUCUGCCUGAUUAUGUUCAAUAUGACCUUUUUAGUGAUAUACCA
Molecule: messenger RNA, 769 nt
Organism: Radiomyces spectabilis
Lineage: Eukaryota; Fungi; Mucoromycota; Mucoromycetes; Mucorales; Radiomycetaceae
Exons: 2
Coding region: 91-438 (115 amino acids)
Source: RefSeq, a predicted model, not a curated record